AUACCUGUUGCCAAUGGCUUUUGGAUAACAUUUAUUCACGGUCGCGUCCGCUGAUUACACAGUCACUCAGUCCGCCGAACAAUUGCAUUGUCACACCGCUGCGCUUUCCAAUUUCGCAAUACUCAAAAUCGCUUUUAUAGCAGAACUAUGUGCCAAACAAUGCGUUGCAUCCUGGUGGUCUGCGUGGCCCUCGCUCUCCUUGCCGCCGGCUGCCGGGUGGAGGCGUCCAACUCCAGGCCUCCACGGAAGAACGAUGUCAACACCAUGGCCGAUGCCUACAAGUUCCUGCAGGAUCUAGACAGCUACUAUGGGGACAGAGCCCGGGUUCGGUUCGGAAAGCGGGGAUCGCUGAUGGAAAUCCUGAGGAACCACGAGAUGGACAACUUAAAUCUGGGAAAAAGUGCUAACAACGGAGGAGAAUUGGUCCGCGCGUUUAAUGAGGAGGAGAUAUUCUAAAUCCACUUAAAGCGACCAAGGCAACGUCACUAACUCAUGAUUAUAGUUAUUAGCAUACGCAUUUUUAUUUAAAUUGUUUAACGGGGCAAUAGUUUAACGUGUUGGAAAAUAAAAAGUAGUUGCAGCUACAGAAUUAAGUA
Drosophila yakuba is the source of this 596-nucleotide messenger RNA. Its product is annotated as neuropeptide F. Bases 148 to 456 code for a protein of 102 amino acids. The record is from RefSeq and is a predicted model, not a curated record. Lineage: Eukaryota; Metazoa; Arthropoda; Insecta; Diptera; Drosophilidae. The transcript is spliced from 3 exons.